CGCAAAAUCUUUGUGCAGUCAAAAAGCACUACAUUUGUUCGGCGGCUUCAAACAGAUCUCUCGUCACUAGUAUACACAGUCCGACAUGUUCAAGAAGUUCAGCUUCACAGAAAACAUUGCCGGUCAAACGCAGCUCAAGUCAUCGGUCCAGCGAGGAAUUAGAGGCAAGAUCAUAGAACAAUACCCUUCUCUAGAGCCUAUUCUAGAUGACCUUAUGCCAAAGAAGACCCCCAUUGUCCUUGUUAAAGGACACGAGCAUCUCUCUUUCUUGUCGGUGAACAACCAAGUUUUGUUUUUUCAACAUUUUGAUGGCCCAUAUUAUCCAACUUUAAAACUUUUGCACAAAUAUCCCGAGCUAUUGCCAAAGAUUCAAGUUGAUCGAGGAGCUAUCAAGUUCGUAUUGUCUGGGGCAAACAUCAUGUGCCCUGGUUUGACUUCAAAAGGAGCUAGAAUGGAGGUUGAUUUACCAAAUGAUGCGGUAGUGUCGAUCAUGGCAGAGGGAAAGGAGCACGCAUUGGCUAUCGGUCAGCUCAAAAUGAGCACAGAAGAGAUCCGUAAAAUCAACAAAGGCAUUGGUUGUGAUAACAUUCACCACUUGAACGAUUCGCUGUGGAAGGAGUUGUCUUAGACAGUAGACGACAUGUCCUUGUCAUAUAGACGGUAAAGGAAGGAAAGAACAUUAAGGCGUUAGGAAUAGUAGAUAAGAUUUACUCUUUAGCAGAGUAUAUGUACAUCCUAACAUGUUGAAUCCCAUAUUACACUGAUAUAUAAAUAUGUGCAUUUAUUUUUUGGAUUGAGAGGAUAAUGAUGCAAGGCGAGAGGU
This is a messenger RNA of Umbelopsis ramanniana AG, 823 nucleotides long. RefSeq lists its product as uncharacterized. The record is from RefSeq and is a predicted model, not a curated record. Gene Ontology annotation, biological process: formation of translation preinitiation complex. Gene Ontology annotation, molecular function: RNA binding. The transcript has 5 exons. Lineage: Eukaryota; Fungi; Mucoromycota; Umbelopsidomycetes; Umbelopsidales; Umbelopsidaceae. The coding region runs from base 86 to 628 and encodes 180 amino acids.